Molecule: messenger RNA, 4677 nt
Organism: Monodelphis domestica (gray short-tailed opossum)
Lineage: Eukaryota; Metazoa; Chordata; Mammalia; Didelphimorphia; Didelphidae
Gene: KCNH8
Product: potassium voltage-gated channel subfamily H member 8
Biological process (GO): regulation of membrane potential; potassium ion transmembrane transport
Cellular component (GO): plasma membrane
Molecular function (GO): voltage-gated potassium channel activity
Source: RefSeq, a predicted model, not a curated record
GCCGCCAACCUCGUUUGUCUGCAGCCCCACUCCAACCUCUUAGGGGAGGCAGGACGUGGCGCCUCUGGCCCCGCUCUGCCAGUCCUGGGUGGGCGGGGGGCUGUCCGCGCGGUGGCGCCUAGCGGGCACAGCUGCAGCGGGAGGGAAGGUGGAGAACUCUGGCAGCUGGCAUAGGAGGAGAAAGAGGAGGGAGUCUGCGCGGGUUUGAGCCUGGAUGUGCGGGGCGGGCGUGGAGAGCGCUCCCAGGGCUGGGUCAAGUGAGAGCACCGCACCCGUGGCUAAGAAGAACUCCCUUGCCCGCCCCUCAGUCUUUCCUGCUUUUCUCCUCAUUUCCCACUUUAACCUCCCUCCCUUUCCAACCCUCCCGUGAUUACUUCUCCCUCCUCCCUUCUUUUCACUUUCUUUCCUAACCACCCUUCCAGACAAACUUUGAUGGAGAAUUUCACACCACGCUGGAAAGAUGCCUGUUAUGAAGGGAUUACUGGCACCCCAGAACACCUUCCUUGAUACCAUAGCUACUCGGUUUGACGGAACACACAGUAAUUUUAUCCUCGCCAACGCCCAGGUGGCCAAAGGUUUCCCUAUCGUUUACUGUUCCGAUGGCUUCUGUGAACUGGCUGGAUUUGCCCGCACAGAGGUCAUGCAGAAGAGCUGUAGUUGUAAGUUUCUCUUUGGUGGGGAGACAAAUGAGCAGUUGAUACUCCAGAUAGAAAAAUCACUGGAAGAAAAGACCGAAUUCAAAGGAGAAAUUAUGUUCUACAAGAAGAACGGGUCUUCAUUUUGGUGCCUCUUAGACAUUGUCCCUAUCAAAAAUGAGAAAGGAGAUGUGGUACUUUUCCUGGCCUCAUUCAAGGAUAUAACAGAUACAAAAGUGAAGCUGACUCCAGAAGAUAAAAAGGAAGACAAACCCAAAGGAAGAGGCAGAGCGGGGUCCCACUUUGACACAGCCCGGAGACGGAGCCGAGCGGUCCUUUAUCAUAUCUCUGGACACCUGCAAAGAAGAGAAAAGAACAAAUUGAAAAUCAAUAAUAAUGUUUUUGUAGAUAAACCAGCAUUUCCGGAGUACAAAGUUUCGGAUGCAAAAAAGUCCAAAUUCAUCCUUUUGCAUUUUAGCACUUUUAAAGCUGGCUGGGACUGGCUGAUCCUGUUGGCGACGUUCUAUGUCGCUGUGACUGUACCUUACAACGUUUGCUUUAUUGGCAAUGAUGAGCUGUCCACAACACGGAGCACCACGGUCAGCGACAUUGCAGUGGAGAUUCUGUUCAUUAUAGAUAUUAUUUUAAAUUUCCGAACAACCUACGUCAGCAAAUCUGGACAAGUGAUAUUUGAAGCAAGAUCUAUUUGCAUCCACUAUGUCACAACAUGGUUCAUCAUUGACCUGAUUGCUGCAUUGCCCUUUGACCUCCUCUAUGCUUUUAAUGUCACUGUGGUGUCCCUCGUCCACUUGCUGAAGACAGUGCGGUUAUUACGUCUUCUGCGGCUCCUGCAGAAGUUGGACCGUUACUCCCAACACAGCACAAUCGUCCUGACUCUGCUGAUGUCUAUGUUUGCCUUGCUCGCACACUGGAUGGCGUGCAUCUGGUACGUCAUUGGAAAAAUGGAGAGGGAAGAGAACAGCCUUCUGUCUUGGGAAGUUGGUUGGCUUCAUGAGCUGGGGAAACGCCUGGAAUCUCCUUACUAUGGUGGCAAUAACACCUUAGGAGGCCCAUCCAUCCGAAGUGCCUACAUUGCAGCUCUCUAUUUCACCCUCAGCAGCCUCACCAGUGUUGGGUUCGGGAAUGUCUCCGCCAACACAGAUGCAGAAAAGAUCUUUUCCAUCUGUACAAUGCUAAUUGGUGCAUUGAUGCAUGCUUUGGUCUUUGGAAAUGUAACUGCAAUCAUACAGCGAAUGUACUCCAGAUGGUCUCUCUACCACACAAGGACAAAGGAUCUGAAGGACUUCAUCCGUGUCCAUCACCUUCCACAGCAGCUAAAGCAGAGAAUGCUGGAAUAUUUCCAAACCACUUGGUCGGUCAAUAAUGGGAUUGAUUCCAAUGAGCUUCUAAAAGAUUUUCCCGAUGAGCUGCGCUCAGAUAUCACCAUGCAUCUGAACAAGGAGAUCCUGCAGCUGUCCCUCUUUGAGUGUGCCAGCCGGGGUUGUCUCAGGUCACUGUCUCUGCACAUCAAAACCUCCUUCUGUGCUCCUGGAGAGUACCUCCUGCGGCAGGGUGAUGCUUUGCAAGCCAUCUACUUUGUGUGCUCAGGUUCUAUGGAAGUCCUCAAAGACAGCAUGGUGCUGGCUAUACUAGGGAAAGGCGAUUUAAUUGGAGCAAACCUCUCAAUUAAGGAUCAAGUUAUUAAAACAAAUGCAGAUGUGAAGGCACUCACCUACUGUGAUCUCCAAUGCAUUAUCCUCAAAGGACUCUUUGAAGUGUUAGACCUUUACCCAGAAUAUGCUCACAAAUUUGUGGAAGACAUUCAGCAUGAUCUCACCUACAACCUUCGUGAAGGUCAUGAGAGUGAUGUCAUAUCAAGGCUGUCAAACAAAUCCACACUCUCGCAGACAGAGCCCAAGGGAAAUGGCAGCAUCAACAGGAGGCUCCCAUCAAUAGUGGAAGAUGAAGAAGAUGAAGAAGGAGAAGAAGAGGAGAUGGCCUCUCUCUCCCCCAUCAACACCAGAGGCACCCCAUCCUCAAGCAUCAAGAAAUUUGGAAGCAAUAAAAGCUAUCUGGGCAUAAGCUUAAAGCAGUUAGCCUCAGGAACCAUGCCCUUCCACUCACCUAUCAGAGUCUGUGGCUCCAACCCUCCAAGAAACAAGCAGGAAACUGAUCUCCAUUUACACAGCAAAAGAAAGGAGAAAAACCUGAAGCUGCACCUUUCCACACUUACUACUACAGGACCCCCUGAUCUCAGUCCAAGGAUUGUGGAUGGAACAGAAGAUGGAAUAACUAAUGAGGAAAACCAGACUUUUGAUUUUGGUUCUGAACAAACAAGGCAGGAUCGCCGAGUAACCCCUCCCAUAGCAGACCCCGAGCUGGGAGCAGCAGUUCUAUUUAUCAAAGCAGAGGAAACCAGACAGCAGAUAAGUAAGCUGAAUAGUGAGGUAAUGACCUUAACUCAAGAAGUCUCACAACUAAGCAAAGAUAUGAAGAACAUAAUGAAUCUUCUGGAAAAUGUAUUAAUGGCCCCAAAGCCUACAGGGUUUUGCUCAGUACACAGUGCAUCCAUGUGUCCUUCUAUUGAAAGCCUACAGAAUAGAAUGACUUGGACAGCUCACCAACCUUGUAUGCACAAGCAAACAGGCAAGAGUGCCUGCCCCAAAGCACACCUUUGUCAUGGUAACAGCAUGUCUGGCAUUUGGGAAAUGGAGCGUGCCUCUGUUGGUAGCAGCCCCCAAAGAACUGGAGCCAAUGAGCAAAAUCUUUUGGACAAUGACCUUUAUCAUUGUUCAGGCCUUGACUAUUCCCCAUCUCAUUAUCAGGUCAUCCGAGAGGGUCCUUUGCAGUUUAUAAGGUGCACUUCUCCCCAUUCAGAUACCACACUGACCCCUCUCCAAUCUAUUUCCGCAACGCUCUCAUCCUCAGCAUGUUCUUCCUCGGAGACAUCCUUGCACCUCGUGCUCCCCAGCAGAUCUGAGGAAGGUAGUUUCAGUCAAGGAGCAGUCAGUUCUCUCAGUCUGGAAAACUUGCCUGGCUCUUGGGACCGUGAGGGAAUGCCAUCCCUUCCCCAAAAACCCUCAGAAGAUUUCCCUCUGGAAAUCGUAACAAGCACAACAGAUGUGAAAGAUAACAAAGCCAUAAAUGUAUAAUGCCUGGACUGCAAAAGGGGACCAUUAGCAUAUAUGAUGGGACUCCCCAUUUCAACCUCCUUGCUGCAUGACUGCUUUGGUUUGCCUUUUCUCUGCCCAUUGGAGACAAAACAAUGUGGGACACCUAACUAAUAAAGAACGAGUGUCUAGAAAAAGGUAGAACUUCAUACAUACCAUAGACAACAAUUUCUAGAUUCCAGAAGCAUGUGGAAAACAUUUUCUCUACCGGUAUUAAGCUAUUGGUCUGUUCCACAGACUGGCAAUAGUCCAAACACCCUGAAGGGUCACAGCAGCUGGAAGUCCAGGACAAAAGAAUUUUAUGGUUUACUUUUUGUUGUGGGAGCCUUUUGUGGCUUAAAGCAAAGGUUUUUCCUGAGUGCCUGUUUGUCAUUCCUGAACAAUAUCCACAGCACUGUCAGCUCCGGGUGCUCCUGGCUCCUGCUGAUCUAUUUUUUUUCUGUUAUUCGAAGGCAAAGAGACAAUUAUCCCUGCAUGCCAUCCAGACAAUCAGCCAGAUAGAGUUGGUGGCCAGUGGUUAGCUGUUGCACGCUAUUUGUCAUGUAAAUGAAACUUCUUUAUUUAUCAAAAAAAAGGCUAUUUUUAUAUCCUUGGGAUGAAAUAUGUAUUUAAAAUAUUUAAAAUAUUUAUAAAGAGAUUAAUGUUUUGUUUUCAUUUUGGUAUAAAGAAAAAAGCUUGCUGUUUUAACAAGAAAUGGCUUACCAUUGUGUAUAGUAGAUCAAAUAAUUUAUUAUUAAGAGGUUGUAGUUUAAGAAGGAAUCCCCUUUUAUUUGCAUGCUGUUUGGGACAAAUGUACCACCAUACUGGUGGAAUACAAACAGGAAAAUAGGGUAAUAUUUUAUUAAUAAAAUAAAAAUAUGGAAUGUCAGACA